AUGGCGUCUGAGCAAUACGGUUUUGAUCAUCAAAGCAUGGAGAUUUUUAACGAUGAGCUUAUGAUCAAGUCGCUUUUGGAAGAAGAAUCGCCUGUCGAAAAUCAUAGUAGCAUUAACGAAGAGGAAGAAGAGAAAUUAAACCGAGUGAUUAGAUCGCUAGAGGUGGAGAUCAACGUGAGUUCUUCGCCCAUAGAGUCUCGAAAAAUGGAUUUGCAACAGAGCAAAUCCGGUCUUGAAGAUGAUUUCAGGUGGCUUAACGACUUUGAUGUUGGUGUGAUUUCGUCGCAAAAUGAUGAUGAGAUGAUGAAUUGGUGUACGGAACUUUCUUACAUGGAUGGUGUUGAUACUAGUGUUCUUGAGAUUGAAGGUGCUGAUUAUUAUUCUCAUAUUAACUAUGGACUUACAUUUGAGGAACCAACUUAUUCUCUUUGGCAAGAUAAUAAUGAUGUAGUUAUGUAUUGA
This is a messenger RNA of Arabis nemorensis, 462 nucleotides long. The record is from the annotation of a GenBank genome assembly. Lineage: Eukaryota; Viridiplantae; Streptophyta; Magnoliopsida; Brassicales; Brassicaceae.